Messenger RNA from Malurus melanocephalus (red-backed fairy wren), 1273 nucleotides. RefSeq lists its product as uncharacterized. Gene Ontology annotation, molecular function: protein binding. Lineage: Eukaryota; Metazoa; Chordata; Aves; Passeriformes; Maluridae. The record is from RefSeq and is a predicted model, not a curated record. Bases 1 to 909 code for a protein of 302 amino acids. The transcript has 7 exons.
AUGCCCAUUAAUUGGCAAAAUGUCUUUCUGGGACUGAAGGUGCUUCUCAAGGACUCUGUUAAGUGGCUUCCCAAGUCUCCCAAACUGUACAGUGGCCAUAACUGGAGCUCCCAGGGCUCUCGCUGGGCCUCAUUGAAAGGAAAGGAAGGUUUCCAUGGUGGUAAUCUGUACAAAUUGAGCUCUGCUAAUGGAAAAUGGAGAGAAGGAAGGAUCAGUCCUGAGCAAGAAGCAGAGGAACUCGAGGAUCCUGAUGAUGAACCUAUUUCCAAGUUUUCGGGCAGCCUUUUUGAUASUAAUGAUAGCGUGAGAGAUCAAAGAAGUACCAGAACAACGCUUCAAGAAAAGCACAAGCUGGCAAUGAAAGGGAAGACUCAUUCAGGAUCCAGCACUAAGGGGCAGCCUCCCGUCUCAGCAGCAGGCAGCUUCCCCAGCGAGAGCGGCCGGAUGGCGGAGGAACGGCGGGUGCUGGAUGUGCCACAGCCCCCGCUGAAGGUAACCAUUACAGUGUGCAGUCAAAUGGGGAGYCUUGGUAUUAGCAUUGCUGGUGGAAAGGGCUCAUCUUCAUGUAAAGAAAGUGAUGAGGGGAUCCUGAUUGCUCGGCUGCCGAAAGAUGGUCCAWCAGACUUGGCUGGGGUACAAGCAGGAGACAGAGUGGCUGAGGCAAGCUUUGUUUCAGAGCCUGCUACCUUUGAUGCUGGUCCUACUGAAGCUUCCUCCAAGGGCAGCCCCUUCCCAGCAAUCAACCAUGUGAUAACAAUACCUCGGAUAAUCCUCACGCGCCCUUCCACAUCUGAUGAAGAUGCCGACCAGUUGCCCCCAGACCCUGAUGACUUUGAGCCUGAGGAGCCGGACAGCGCAGAAGGCCAUGCCUAUUCAGACUGUUUGAGCAGUGCUUUUUAUUCUCCCUAAUAAAGUAUUUUUCUGGAAGGAGUUCAUGGGUGGUUUUCUUUCCCUUUGAUUAUGUUUAAUGUAGCACUUGAACCACUAUGCCUUAUUUAUAGUGAAAACCAUUACAUGGAGGAUGAGUUUGAGCUGUGGGAGCAGAACUCUGAAUUUCUUUGUCCUGAACUCUCCUUCGGCAAGAACUUGCAAGCCCGAAAUGAAAUGCACUGGGUCAAGUUAUAUGAAUGUCACCACGUGUUUCAGCAGCCACUCCUAAAGCUAUCCUGCAGCACCCAAAUGUAAUGGUGAAAAAAGCAGGUGGGUUUUAUUCAGAAGGUACUUUACCCAUUUGGAAACACACUGAAAACAAUUGUACAGUUUGGUGGGAUUU